CCGACCUCCUCAUACUCAGGGGCCACAGCAGCAAACGCCGCGCCCCACAAGGAAAGUGACAGUCUGUCCGGCAGAGCUGAAGCCUGAGGCACAGAGAGCGGAGCAGGAGGAAGGUCCCUCCAUUAUACUCAGGGGUCGCGGAUUCUUCUAUCCGCAGAUCACAGACAGACUGGUAGAGACAGUGUCAGUGAGUUGAGCCCAUCGGAUUCCCUCCUGCACACAGCGCAGUGUCACUGUUUGCCACUAUCACUCCGCAGGGAACACACGGCUGGAGGGCCCGCACAGCUCAUGGAGAAGUCCAAGAAUUUCAGGAUUGACGCUCUCCUGGCGAUAGAUCCCCCCAAGGCUCAGACCUCCCCAUUGGCUCUGGUCACCUCGCUGUCCUCCUCGUCUCUCUCCGGGAGCCCCCCGUCCGAGCACACUGACAGCCUCAGGACUGACUCCCCCUCCCCUCCAAGGACUUGUGGACUGGUCCCUAAACCAGGUUUCCUGAGCAGCCACCAGCACCCCCCAAACAUGAUGUCAUUGCACCCCCAGGCUGCUCCAGGGAUCCCCCCUCAGGCCCUGUAUGGACACCCGAUGUACAGCUACUUGGCAGCGGGGCAGCACCCAGCUCUGUCCUACCCCUACUCCCAGAUGCAGAGCAGCCACCACCCCCACCCCAUGGACCCCAUCAAGAUCAGCGCUGGCACCUUCCAACUGGACCAGUGGCUCAGAGCCUCCACUGCCGGCAUGAUGCUGCCCAAAAUGGCAGACUUUAACUCCCAGGCCCAAUCCAACCUGCUGGGAAAGUGCAGAAGACCAAGGACAGCGUUUACCAGUCAGCAGCUGUUGGAACUGGAGCACCAAUUCAAGCUGAACAAGUACCUCUCCAGGCCGAAACGCUUUGAAGUGGCCACUUCCCUGAUGCUCACUGAGACGCAGGUGAAGAUCUGGUUCCAGAACAGGCGCAUGAAAUGGAAGAGGAGUAAGAAAGCCAAGGAGCAGGCGGCGCAGGACUCAGCAGAGAAACAGCAGAGGGCAGGCAAGGGCAGCAGCGAGGAGAAGUGCUCGGAUGAGCUGCAGGAAGAGAAGAAAUCCUACCAUCUCCAUCCCAGGGGGGAGCCCAUCAAAGGGAACGGCCGCCUGCAGCCCAGAGACUAUACAGACAGCGAAGAGGACGAGGAGGAGGACAGGGAAGAGGAGGAAGAGGAAGAUCACAGAGGGGAGGGGAAGCGGUUUUACCAUCAUUCUUCUGACUGCACAUCCGAGGAAGAGGAGAACAGCCACAAUAAGCAGAGCGGCCACUGAGCCAGUAUCACCCUGGCACAUCAUUGUCCUCCCUUCCCUAAAGAGACUUGUAUUAGAGGAGCCAUGUGAUCAUUGUUUUGUGCUAGUACCCAGGCCCGGACUGGCAAUCUGUGGGUUCUGGCAAAUGCCAGAGGGGCUGCUAUAAGGUGCCAUAGAAAGUCAGUAUUUAGUGGGCUGGUGGGGGCUCUUUGGGCCUCUGUGUGCUUGAAAUGCCAGGGCCUAUUUUAAUUCUCAGUCCGGACCUGCUAGUACCACCCGCCGACCCCUUAGCGGAACCCCGGGCACUCAGACUGGAUGAGCCCAGUCCAUUCCAGCACCAUGGAGAGGUCCUUGCCCCAAGCACUGCCCCAUCAUCACUGGGUAUUGACUGUAUUAUCCACUAUACUGACUGACUCUUCCCUGCUGGGGGGCAUUUGUUCCCAGGCAGGGUCAUGGGGGUUACACAGGCUACUGGGAGUCCCCUACUUUUGUGUUGACACCAUCAUAAGAAAACCCGCUGGGCACCUGAAGGCUACACUAUAGGCUGUCUUUAUUUUUGUACAUUGUAUUUAUAAAGAAAAAAAAAUACCUCUACAUAUGCAUGCUAAAUUAUUAUUUAGCCUCCUCCAUCAUAACGAUGGUAUGUAAAAUAAAUUUUGUUUUUUACUUGUA
Xenopus laevis (African clawed frog) is the source of this 1941-nucleotide messenger RNA. RefSeq names its product motor neuron and pancreas homeobox 1 L homeolog (gene mnx1.L). The record is from RefSeq and is marked provisional. Gene Ontology annotation, biological process: spinal cord motor neuron cell fate specification; central nervous system development; regulation of DNA-templated transcription. Gene Ontology annotation, cellular component: nucleus. Lineage: Eukaryota; Metazoa; Chordata; Amphibia; Anura; Pipidae. Gene Ontology annotation, molecular function: DNA binding; sequence-specific double-stranded DNA binding; DNA-binding transcription factor activity, RNA polymerase II-specific.